Molecule: messenger RNA, 2493 nt
Organism: Pieris macdunnoughi
Lineage: Eukaryota; Metazoa; Arthropoda; Insecta; Lepidoptera; Pieridae
Source: the annotation of a GenBank genome assembly
AUGCCAACCGUUGACAAUGACCACGAGCUGUCGCGACUCGCUCUGACGCGGAUGGAUACCGGCCAAGCCAUGACACUCUGGUACACCGAUAUAUUGAGCCCCGGUGCAGUGAGCGGCGCAGGUGCAAACGCAGAAAGCUCCCGCGACGCUCUCGAUGUCCGCUAUUCGCUGGCCGCACUUGCAGACGACUAUACAAAGCGAAAACACGUGGUUCGGGUCACAACAGCGGCUGGUGCAGAAUUAUUGCUUCAAGCUGAAGGUGCAGCAGAUGCGCAAAGAUGGCUGGCGGCGCUACGCAGACACUCGGCCGAGCCACCUCCCGCGGAGCCCGCUCCCCUUCCCGCCCCAACGACUACCCCUCCCGCAGACAGCUCAUCUCCCCUCCCGCCACAGAGGAACAAGAAGAUCGGAAGGAAUAGAUCACCUACAGUAUCAAUGGUAGGCCCACCAACGCCCACACUACCCUCGUCUCCCAAAAACAAAACGUGGAAAGGUCGCAUGGCUAAACAACUACGGCGAAUGCAUCCAGGAACCGCUGGGCCCCCGGCUCCCCCUGCUGUCACAGGUUGGCUCGGCGCUCCCCUCGAACGGUGCCCAUCAGACCCCAGUCAUCCAACGGUACCCCGCGCUGUUACACUACCUGCUGAAGCUGUUGAGGCUUAUGGUCUUCGAACAGUAGGCGUAUACAGAGUGCCUGGUAAUGCAGCAGGUGUCGCAGCCCUUGCAGCUGCUUUGGACAGGGGGGAACCUCCACCAGAAGGAGACCCUCGAUGGGCAGAUGUGCACGUCGCUUCAAGUCUCUUGAAGGCAUACCUUCGAAGACUGCCUGACCCAUUACUUACCGCUGAGAUGUAUCCGGCGUUUAUAGCUGCGGACAGAUCCACCGAGCGCGCUCGCGAGCUAAGACGCCUCGUACAAGCGCUACCAGAGGCUCACUACGAAACACUAAAGUACCUUAUUCAACAUUUGAGACGAGUGGCGUCGCAGGCGCAUCACAACAAGAUGGAGGCGCGUAACCUCGCUAUUGUGUUCGGUCCGACGCUCGUGCGCGCAGCCAGUGAUGAUAUGCUGGCAAUGGUGAAUGACAUGUCCAGUCAGUGCCGGAUUAUCGAGUCUUUUCUUACGCAUUACACGUGGUACUUCGAGGAGGAAGAGGGCAGCCCCCCCCCUCGGAACCUCCCCCCCUCCUCCGACCCCCUCUCACCUGCGCCUGCGCCUUCCAGGGACCUGCUCAUACACAACGUCAAGAAGAUUGAAGGCAAAGACGUGUCCACCCGGGACAUAGUCUCGUCGAUAAUAUCAGCGGCGAACCGCAAGAUCCAGCGCAAGCCGCGCAAGAGCGAGAAGAAAUGGGAGAGCGAGAAGCGCUCCCCCUCCCCGCCUCGCUCGCCCCCCGCGCACCUCACCACGCCCCUCGCGCGCUACGACGGCCUCACGCACUACGCGAGUGACGCUAAUAACAAAAUCGAGAUGGAAACUAUUACUAAUGUAAGUCGAGGUCGGCAGGAGAUUUCGCGGCACACACUGAACAACUUCUCUAUUGACGGAACAGGAGAUCUAGUGUCUUCUCUCACCAGUACCUUCGAUCAGAAACUGCGGACGCUCAACAACUCGUCCCCGCUCGACGACGGCAGCAUUCCUUACGCGGACGAAUGUCAAGACGACAACGAGGAAGCGAAGUCCACGGAGAGCACGCCCUCCGAGACGAGUCUGCAAAGCGAACGCGAGGAACGGGUGUCUCCGGCGAUCCGCGCUCACGAGUUAAAGGCGGCUUGGCUCGCGAGAGACCACCGUCAUUCCUCUUCCUCCAGCGCCGACGAACCCGACGCGCGUUGGCCUCGGGCUCGCCUCGCGAGAGACGACGGCGACGACUCGGAGAAAGAAAACUGUAUCAUUCCCAAGAAAACUAGUCACGAGGAACGCAACGACGAGAAGGACGUCGACACGAGAUCCCAGAACUCCAGCGGAGGUGGCACUCUUCCCGACAAUGACAAACGACCGUAUCCCACUUACAAGCUACGGCUCUCCAACCCGGAGUGCGUCAAACGAAACAGCGCGGCGCUCGAUGAGGCCAACGCGGAAAAUGAAAAGGAAGACGACUGUGCCAAACUUAAGCGGUCGGAAUCGCUCAACAGAGAAGAGAGAAGCGAAACUCGCGUCCUCAGAUCUGAGAGCCUCAAUUGCCGAGUGGAACGAUUGCAACGCUCCGAGUCGUUGAACAAAGGGGAGCGUUUGAGUAAAAUAGAGAAGGGCGAGUGGAACAUCGUCCGGCGGAGGGAAGCCGGCGCUUGGCGGUCGACAAAGUUGAAGCGAAAGAACGGGAUGCCCGAGAGAGGCAUAAAACGCAGGCACACGGUGGGCGGCACCAAGGAUUUCGAUAAAGAUGGCUGGUCUGCGCGACACACCCGUACGUCUUCGCCGGACUUGACGGGCGGUGUUUGGCCAGUCUCACUGGUGCCGCCUCCCCGACCGCCUCUCGAGUCGCACGUCUGA